Priceomyces carsonii is the source of this 1140-nucleotide messenger RNA. It is a transcript of the gene FPG1, whose product is annotated as Fpg1p. NCBI's taxonomy places the organism in Eukaryota, Fungi, Ascomycota, Pichiomycetes, Serinales, Debaryomycetaceae. The record is from RefSeq and is a predicted model, not a curated record. Gene Ontology annotation, biological process: base-excision repair. Gene Ontology annotation, molecular function: damaged DNA binding; DNA-(apurinic or apyrimidinic site) endonuclease activity; DNA N-glycosylase activity. The transcript has a single exon. Gene Ontology annotation, cellular component: nucleus. Bases 1 to 1140 code for a protein of 379 amino acids.
AUGAUUUCUUCUGUGACUUUGAAAAACGACCCCUUAUUGUUUCCUGCUUUGAAAAAUAAUCCGAAUGCAGGGGAAGAAUUAAAGCUGCUCGAGAACUCACUAACGGGAUCCACUAUUAAUUCAAUUGGGCGUCAUGGAAAAUAUUUUUGGUUAAGAUUAAAUUUAGCUGAUUCGAAAGAAACAGGUGUUUUGUUAAUGCAUUUUGGAAUGACUGGUAUGAUAAAAAUUAAGAAUAUUCAUUCAAACUUGGUAAUAAUGGAAAACGGAGGAGAUAAGAAAGUUCGAAAUGAGAUUGAGAAAGAAAAGGCUGCUAUAAAGCUGGAGAUUAAGGACGAGGUUGAGGCAGGGAAAGAGGAUAAUCCAAAUGAUUCUUCUGAUAAGAAUGACAACGAUUCCUUAUGGCCACCACGAUUCGCUAAAUUUGAAAUGAAAUUAAAAAAGGAUUCUCAAGAAUACGAUUUGGCAUUUGUAGAUCCUAGGAGGUUGGGUCGCGUUAGAUUCUUAACAGGGCCGGAGGUGCAAACUGACCAGAAGCUUCUAAAUACAAAACCACUUUCUGAGCUAGGGCCAGACUAUUCAAAACCUGCUACAGUAGUAUCCUUGGAUGAAUUUAAAUCUGGCGAUCCUGACCCGAAUAACCAUGGAAGACCCCGGUUGAAUUUGAAAGAUUUCAAUAAACUAAUCUUGUCGAAGAAAAAACCUAUUAAAAGUCUAUUACUUGAUCAAGCCUUCUUUGCUGGUGUCGGAAAUUGGGUUGGUGAUGAGAUUUGCUACCAUGCUAGGAUCAAUCCUAAUGAAGUCAUUUCCAAUAAACUAGAUAAAGACUCAGAUGAGAUAGAUCCCGUUAUUAAACAACUUUAUGACUCUCUCAUAUAUGUUUGUGAAGAAAGCGUAAGACUUGAGGGUAUUUCCAAAAACUUUCCUGAUAAUUGGUUAAUGCUUUAUCGCUGGGGAAAGGGUAGGAAGGCUCCGAAAGCUAGAACCAUCGAAGGGUAUACUGUUGAUCAUGAGACUAUCGGAGGUAGGACAAGCUGCUUUGUUCCUCAACUUCAAAAGCCAUUAAAGAGAAGGCAAAAGGAAGAUGCUACCAGUAGCAUUCAGCAUCCUUCGCAAAGGAAGAAGCCAAAGGUUGAAUCGUAG